Lodderomyces oxycetoniae is the source of this 810-nucleotide messenger RNA. RefSeq lists its product as uncharacterized. Bases 1 to 810 code for a protein of 269 amino acids. NCBI's taxonomy places the organism in Eukaryota, Fungi, Ascomycota, Pichiomycetes, Serinales, Debaryomycetaceae. The record is from RefSeq and is a predicted model, not a curated record. The transcript has a single exon.
AUGCCAUUACAACUCACAAAUCUACCGCGGGACUCUGAUGUUGUAUUCAAGAUUAUAAAAAAGUAUCCAUAUUAUGACAAAGUACAGAUAAUUACCAAAACCGAAGCAAACGAAACAACUCUUCCAAGAGCAUCGUUUCGGAAAUUGCAAACGUCCAAUCUAUUUCAAAUUUGUUUAUCCAAUUCAAAUGAAGAGACUUAUAUAUCAGCCGUACCGGAGGAUCAAUUGCAAACUGCAAAACACUUCCAGGAUAGGUUUAUUUUCCAAAAUGGAGAGGUUAAAAUGGUAUUAAAUCAAUCGUCAUUCCAAAAAUGCCCCAAUUUGCAAAGUCGAUAUAUUGGAUCUCGUUUAAGGAAAUUAAAAAAUGAAAAAUUGGGACACGGGGGGAAUUACCAUGCUCAAUAUAGAUACGAGAUUACAACAGAUUUAGGUCCCCCUGAACUAAAGUAUAUCUUAGAUACUUUGUUUUCCAAAGUAGAGGCUUCUAUAUAUUCAACCAACACCAAUCUUCCAGAAGGUGAAUGGAUAGAUGUGCCACAAAACAUAACAAAAGCGCUGAUCCCCAAUUGCAACGAGCUAGAUGAACUUGAAAGGUACGAAGCAUUGACAAUGUUUGCCAAUUUUGACGCAAAACAAAUUCUCAAUGCCAAUGAGUUCAAAUUAGACUAUUACACAAGAUACACAUUAGAAAACGUAAUCUCAUCAGCUCUACUCAAUACAAAGUGGUGUCUACUUAGUCUGAGAAAUGAUUCUACUCAUAUUCUUCUUGAGAACCGUGAGGAUUCAGUAAAUGUUUUUGAAGUUUUAUAA